ACCAGCCUCUCUCGGUCAACGCUAUGGCCAAGACCCCUAGUGACCAUCUGUUGUUCUCCCUGGAAGAGCUGGUGCCCUAUGACUUUGAGAAGUUCAAGUUCAAGCUGCAGAACAUCAGCCUGGAGAAGGUACCACCCCGGAUACCCAGGGGUCAGCUCCAGACAGCUAAGCCAGUGAAGCUGGCCACUCUGCUGCUCGACCACUAUGGGGAAAAGUAUGCUGUGCAUCUGACCCUGCAGGUCCUGAAGGCCAUCAACCAGCACCUCCUGGCAGAAGAGCUCCACAAGGCAAUUGGCCCAGAGUAUCCAAAUCAAGAAAGUGGCACCAGCUGUGCAGAAGUGUCUUGUUUCUCUAGGGAGAAUAAUUUCAAGAACCUGAGGAUACCAGAUGACCCAGAAGGUGACAGGCAGCGGCAAAGUGGUGAUGGGGCAAUGAGCCUACCAGCCAGCCAGCCUGAAGCUGGGAGGGGGACCCAGAAGAAGCCUCAGGGCAAACGGAGAGAUCAGAAGAGCUCGGAGGGCCUGGAUAUGCAGGGAAAGCCAGGGGCCAGGGGUGCAAUCCUGUCUUCUAGGAGAAGUGCAUUGCCCAGCAAGCUGCAACCGGAGAAGGGGAACAAUGUGAGUGUCAGGCUACGCAGGAAAAAAGGAAUGCCAUCUGCAGGAAGGCUCCAAGGACUCUCCAGUGGGUCACUUGGGUCCCUGGGAAGAAAAGAAUGCAAACUAUCAGAAGCACAUUUACCUUCAAAAAGGCGACCCAAAAGUCUUGAAUUUACCAUUUCUUCGGGAGAGAGAGAACCCCUCAAUCCAAGCAUUCUUUUUCCUCAAGAGAAAAUGAGAAGUGAGACUCUAGACUUAACAGCCACCCCCAGUGAAGUGGCCACUCUGGAUGUAGGGGCUGCUGUGGCUCCAGAGAGAGGCUCCAGGAAUUCAGAACAUUGCGUGAUCCUGGGGAGGUCACAGGACAAGGCUGUGUGUACCCUUUGCUGCGCCCAAGGAGACCUGGUUGGUGGGACCUGUACACAUGAUUCCUGCAGCUGCUCCAUUGCUUCUAGGGAUCCCAAGGUCCCCGGUGUUCACUCACCCAGCUGCCCCAGGUACCAAGCCUCACUCACAGGGAAGCACUCUGGACACUGCAAGCAGCAAGAGGGCCCACAGAAGGCUAGCUUGAGCCCCAAGCCCCUACCACAAUGUGAGCGUCACAUGAAGCAGUUCCAGCUGCUCUUCUGUGAGGACCACGGAGAGCCCAUCUGCCUCAUCUGCAGCCUGAGUCAAGAGCACCGAGGCCAUCAGGUGCGCCCCAUUGAAGAGGCUGCCCUGGAAUACAAGGAGCAAAUUCAGAAGCAGCUGGAGCAUCUGAAAGAGUUGAAAAAAUAUGGAGAGGAGCAGAGACUUCGGGGGGAUAAGGACACAGCAAACUACCUGAAACUAACUGAGACCCCAAAGCAGAAAGUCCAGUACCAGUUGGAGCAGUUGUAUCAGUUUCUGAAGCAGCAAGAACACCUCUUUGUGGCCUGGCUGGAGGACCUGGGCCAGACCAUCGGCCAAGUCUGGGAGACAUAUGACAACCAAGUGUCCAGGGACAUCGCCCUUCUUGAUGAACUGAUUGAGGAGCUGGAGGCCAAGCAGUGCCAGUCAGAAUGGGAGCUUAUGCAGGACAUCGGAGUCACCCUGUACAGGGCCAAGAUGGUGACUACCCCUAAGCCAUGGACCACCCUUCCAGAGGUGAAAGAAAAGAUACACCUGCUCUACCAGAAAUUAGAGUUUGUGGAGAAGAGCAUGAAGCAUUUCUCAGAAAACCUGCAUUCAGAAAUGGAAACCUUCAGUGUUCCCAAACUGAUUGGUGCUCAGGCGCAUGCUGUUAAUGUGCUUCUGGAUGUAGAAACCGCCCACCCCAAUCUCAUCUUCUCUGAUGACCUGAAGAGUGUGAGACUUGGAAACAAGUGGAACUGUCUGCCUGACAGCCCAGAAAGAUUUGAUAGCUGUAUCAUCACCCUGGGCUCUCCGAGCUUCUUCUCUGGCUGCCAUUACUGGGAAGUGGAGGUGGGAGACAAGACAGAGUGGAUCCUGGGCAUCUGUAAAACAUCCAUAAACCGAAAGGGGAGCAUCACUUUGUCGCCAGAGAAUGGCUACUGGGUGGUGAUGAUGAUGAAGCGAAAUGAGUACCAGGCAUCCACCAUUCCCCCAACCCGCCUGCGGAUGAGGGAGCCCCCCAGGUGUGUGGGCAUCUUUCUGGACUACAAGGCUGGAGAAAUUUCCUUUUACAAUGUAACAGCCAAAUCCCACAUCUACACAUUCACCAGCUUCUCUUUCUCUGGGCCCCUUCAACCUAUUUUCAGCCCUGGGACACAUAAUGGAGGGAAGAACACAGAACCUCUUACCAUCUGUCCAGUGGGUUGCCAGGCGCCUCACUGAAUGACCAACACUUUGCAUCUCUCUUCCAACUCCCAGCCUUGUAUUUUGAAUUCAUACAUUCUACAGUCAUUACUGAACACAUACUGGGUUCUGGGUGUUGUGGGGAAUAUAAUGAAUAAGAGAACAGUCCCUGUGUCCCCAGGAGCUAGGGAAUUCUGCUACUGCAGAAGUACAAAAUUAGGUACAAAAAUAAUGGUAAACCAAGAGUGAAGAGACUAUAUGUACUGAUGACAUGCCAUGUUUUUCAGAGUAGAAAGUACAUGACUAUUGCUAAAUAAAUCCUUGUAUAUGAAUUAUACCCUAAGAUGCUCCUGAGGCCAAGGUCCCACCCUCAUUUUCCUUCAAGACCUCACAGCAAGGAUGUGUCCCCUGAUUCUAGCCUCCCCUGUCUUGAGAACUUUGGAAGUUUAGAAAGAGAAACAAGC
Messenger RNA from Pteropus alecto (black flying fox), 2836 nucleotides. RefSeq names its product MEFV, pyrin innate immunity regulator (gene MEFV). The record is from RefSeq and is a predicted model, not a curated record. The transcript has 10 exons. NCBI's taxonomy places the organism in Eukaryota, Metazoa, Chordata, Mammalia, Chiroptera, Pteropodidae. Gene Ontology annotation, molecular function: protein binding; zinc ion binding. Bases 24 to 2411 code for a protein of 795 amino acids.